Messenger RNA from Rhizophagus irregularis DAOM 181602=DAOM 197198, 363 nucleotides. RefSeq lists its product as uncharacterized. The record is from RefSeq and is a predicted model, not a curated record. NCBI's taxonomy places the organism in Eukaryota, Fungi, Glomeromycota, Glomeromycetes, Glomerales, Glomeraceae.
AUGAAAUUCCAAUCUACUCUUAUCCUUGUCGCUCUUUGCAUCCUCUCUACCUUCUCUGCUUCUGUAACUGAAGCUAAACAAUGCUUUCAAAAACAAAACGCUAGAGAAGCUACAUUACUUAAUAAAAAAUUUGACAAACUUAACAAAAACUCCCCAUGCAAAACUGGUGAGACUGUUUGUAUUAAAGGACAAGUCGCCCAAUGUGAUCAAGGAAAAUUUGUUCUCACUUCUUGUGGUCCUACAACAGAAUGUUUUGCACUUCCACUCGUAAAUAGUCCCGGUACUAGCAUAGCUUGUGACAAAAGCGAAGAUGCUGCUAAUCGUAUCAAACUUGCUCGCCAAUGUCGAGGAAAAACCGGUUAA